This is a messenger RNA of Penicillium coprophilum, 2715 nucleotides long. RefSeq lists its product as uncharacterized. Gene Ontology annotation, molecular function: phosphatidylinositol binding. The coding region runs from base 1 to 2715 and encodes 904 amino acids. Lineage: Eukaryota; Fungi; Ascomycota; Eurotiomycetes; Eurotiales; Aspergillaceae. The record is from RefSeq and is a predicted model, not a curated record. The transcript has 3 exons. Gene Ontology annotation, cellular component: intracellular membrane-bounded organelle.
AUGAGUGGCCUCGAUGAUGAUGACCUCCAAGUCAUUCCAGACAAAGACCGCAUUACUCUCCCGACGCACCCCAUCUCGAAUCAAGUGAUUUCAAAAGAAUUUAUCAAUACUACCCUCAAUUUUCUCUCGGCCUCUACCAAUGAGACCCUUCUCGGAGUCCUGGCGCUUCUUGUAUUCGUCACCUACAUUAUCCUGGGGAGAAUCGGUCUGCUUCUGAUUGGAGUGGCUGUGGGGGUUGUCUUACACGCGUCCUGGGAGGGAUCGGAUAUUGAACCCGCAGACGGAGGGGGGGGUGAUGAUGGCUCUACCAGUACGCUUGAAGACCUGUCCUCAACAGACUUGGAAUAUGCCACCUUCCAACCCGCUACUGCUGUUGCGUUGCGAACGCUCACGGACGCAGUCAUAAAAGACUAUGUCAAAUACUGGUAUGAGCCACUCCUACAAUCCGAAUCAAUUUUCCCGGGUUCCUGUCGCAAAAUCUUGACGCACUUCAUUACAUCGGUCUCCUCGCACCUCUCGCGAAAACGAACAGAGGACACGUUCUUGCAGUUUCUCACCAACUCAUCAUCUAUCGUCAUUGUUUUCUUGAAUGAACUUGCAGCAGCAUUCACCUCCGUAGGCUCCUCCUCGGCGGAAACUCAAAAAGCUGUGGAUCAGUACCUUGAACAAUUUCCGGAUAGCAGCCUUGCGAAUGUCUUAUCUGAGGAGCAACAAAAGAAGAAACUCAGCAUGAUCGCGGAUGACAUACUGUCAAAUUUCUUGGAUGCGAAGACCUACAAUUGUCCGGCUGUACGGGACUUCCUCCGUGAGGUUUUUGCGGGGGUGGUAUUGGGGUCCACUAUUACCAGUCUCGGGCGACCUGAAUUUAUCAACGAAUGGAUUAUCUAUCUCUUGCAGGGUGGCGAAUCCGAAAUUAUGCACGCUAUCGACGCAGGCGUUGAAGGCGCACGGAACCAGGGCGUUGGUGCUCCCAGGUCUUCCGAAGAUGCAAACGCAGUCCCCGUUAAAGCCACACACAGAGAGUCCGUACAUGUGGCAAGGGCUACAGACGAAGAAGCAGUAUUAGAGACGAAACGUCUAAGCGCUAUGAUUGCUUCUCAUGAUACUGAAAGCACAGGAUCAGAACGGCCACAUCAAAACGAAAAAAUCAACGAAAUUUACCCUUUGAAGGCUGAUCCAGCUUCAAACACGGGUCAUGAAAAUGAAGAACACCAUGAGUCUGGACUGGUGCCCAAUAUGCAAUUACCUGUGAGCUCGAAACUAUCCGAGGACUCUUCUGCCCCACCUUUGAUUCUUCAUGGGGCACAGGUUUUGGUAGAUGAUGACGGAGCAAGGGAUGAAAAAAGCCAGAUCAAGUCGCGACCCAUAUGGGAUUAUCUACUACAGGUCGAGCCAGCGUCAACACGCUCGACUGGGUGGAUGGUUUUUCGCAAAUAUUCAGACUUCGAGUCUCUUCAUGAGAUGUUGGGAACCGUUUCACGAUUGAAUCAGAUUUCAAGUUUCUCGGAGCGUCACCCUAUACUGCCCACCUGGAAGGGAAAAACACGACAAGCUCUCGCCCGGGACCUUGAGUGGUAUUUACAAGAUGCCAUGAAGCACGAGUCCCUUGCUGACACUGAUCGGAUGCGUCGCUUUUUGGAAAAAGACGCUGGCUCAUCUGCUGAACUCACCGGUCCUAGCAAGCCGGUAUUUUCAUUUCCUAGUCAUACUGCGUUUGAAAAUAUGGGCAAGGGUGUGCUGGGUGCAUUGACCAAUGCGCCUAAGGGAGUGGCAGGAGGUAGUAAAGCCGUAUUUGAAGGAAUGACGGGGGUGUUUGGAGGCGCCGCCAAUAGCAAGAAACCGGCUGUCACUGCUGAUCAGAUCCAACCCAGAGUUGAUCACUCCAGUCGCACCAGUUUGUCGCACCCACGGUCCAGCCUCGAUGAUCGCAACAUCGUAAUCGACGAAGAUGUUGAUUCGCCUGCGCUGUGCCCUGGCGACUCUUUAAAACUCGACAGAGGUGAAAUUUCCAACUCGUCUUCGACCGAGAGUACCCGGGAGUCGUUUGGGAAUGAGCAAAGUGCAUGGACCACCCAGACCUCACCAUCCAAGACCUCGCUUGAUGUUAGCGAUCAGACUGUGGAACUUGACAUCCAGACAACAGAAACUAUCAAGCAAACCUCGUCGCAUCGCCGAUCGGAGACUGGGCAGAAUAUUGGUCAACCACGCAAUCAGGGGAAUCCCAUCACAUCUGAUGAGACGCAAAUAGCAGUAGAGCUGAUCUUUGCGGUCAUCAAUGAGUUAUACACCCUGUCGUCCGCAUGGAACAUACGUCGGACCCUUUUGAAUGCUGCUAAAUCGUAUAUUCUACGCCCCGGGAGCCCGACACUGGAAACCAUUCGUACUCUCUUGCAAGAAUCCAUGAUAGAAGCCCACACUUCAGACGAUGCCCUCGGGCAGUACCUUGUCAAGCUUCGUGAGAAUGCGCUCCCAACAGAGGAGGAACUUAAAGCCUGGCCCCCUCCACCCAGUGAUGAGGAAAAGAUCCGGUUACGGGAUACUGCACGUAAACUAUUUGUGCAGCGAGGAAUUCCACAGGCCUUGACGAGUGUUAUGGGGGCAGCUGCUAGUCGAGAAGCGCUAGAGAAGAUCUUUGAUAGUCUUCAAGUUGAGAGUGUCGCUCGCGGAUUUGUUUUUUCAACUCUACUACAGGGUCUUAGGGUCUUGACACUCUAA